This is a messenger RNA of Engraulis encrasicolus (European anchovy), 1961 nucleotides long. RefSeq names its product zinc finger protein 420-like. Lineage: Eukaryota; Metazoa; Chordata; Actinopteri; Clupeiformes; Engraulidae. The coding region runs from base 83 to 1318 and encodes 411 amino acids. The record is from RefSeq and is a predicted model, not a curated record. The transcript has 2 exons.
UUUCUAUAAGGAAGAAAAUUGUUCAUCCGUGGAUAUUAAAGAGGAAAUUCACCAUAACCUAAUCGUGAAUGGCAAAAAUGCCAUGUCCCCUACAAGUGUCCCUGCGGUCAACAUGCAUGAUGGGAGGACACUUCAGUGCACCACAUGUGGAAAGGUGUUUAAACAUGCAGAAUAUCUAAGGAGACACCAGAGACUUCAUACUCAUUCUGGUGAAAAGACUAACCCUUGUAAAACAUGUGGAAAAUAUUUUGCAACAAAAUACACUCUUCAGGUACACCUGAAAAUUCAUACUGGAGAAAAGCCUUUCCCAUGUACAGCAUGUGGAAAGACUUUUCCACGAAAAGCUGAUCUUCAGAGACACCUGAUCAUUCAUACUGGUGAAAAGCCUUUUCCUUGUACAACGUGUGGAAAGACUUUCAGGCAAAAAAGUGGUCUUCAGAAACACAUGAGAAUGCAUACUGGAAAAAUCCUUUACAAGUGUGCAACAUGUGGAAAGGAUUUCACUAAGAAAUGUGAUCUCCAAAAACACCAGAUGAUUCAUACAGAUGAAAAGCCAAAUACAUGUACCACAUGUGGUAAGUCCUUCAGAGAAGGAAGCAGUUUAAGGAGACACCAGAGGAUUCACACCAAUGAAAAGCCUUACCUUUGUACCACAUGUGGAAGAGCUUUUAGAGUGGCAAGCGAUUUAAGGAGACACCAGGUGUUUCACACUGGUGAAAAGCCUUACCAAUGUGCCACAUGUGGUAAGGAUUUCACAAAAAAAUGUGAUCUCCAAAAACACCAGAGGAUUCACACCAAUGAAAAGCCUUACCUAUGUACCACAUGUGGUAAGUCCUUCAGAGAAGGAAGCAGUUUAAGGAGACACCAGAGGAUUCACACCAAUGAAAAGCCUUACCUUUGUACCACAUGCGGAAGAGCUUUUAGAGUGGCAAGCGAUUUAAGUAGACACCAGGUGAUUCACACUGUUGAAAAGCCUUACCAAUGUGCCACAUGUGGUAAGGAUUUCACAAAAAAAUGUGAUCUCCAAAAACACCAGAGGAUUCACACCAAUGAAAAGCCUUACCUAUGUACCACAUGUGGUAAGUCCUUCAGAGAAGGAAGCAGUUUAAGGAGACACCAGAGGAUUCACACCAAUGAAAAGCCUUACCAAUGUGCCACAUGUGGUAAGGCCUUUACACAGGCAGGUAAUUUAAGAAUUCACCAGAGUACCCACACUGGUGAAAAGCCUUACCAAUGUGCCACAUGUGGUAAGGCCUUUACUCAGGCAGGUUAUUUAAGAAUUCACCAGAGGACCCACACUGGAGAAAAGUCAAUGUAGUAGAUUUGUCAGAUAUGGAUAAAGAAAAAAACAGUUGGCAAAGGUUUUUUUGUAACAUUAUUAGAAUGCUUAACAUAAUGUAUCUAAAAUUAUUUCACUGUUAUAACACGAAGGAAAAAAUGCAAUUUCUUGAAAGGUAUUUUUUAAAUUUAAAUAUCCUUAAGUAUCUUUGUGUGCUCUGACAAGACAAUGGUCCUGAAUACUUUAUUUCCCCAUUACCUUUAAGACAUACUUUUCAAUAAUAGCUAAAUAAUUAAACUGCUCUCUAUUUAAAAUAACAUGCAGAAAUUCGGGCCACCACUUAGAAACAUUGUUUUAGACAUCCUCUCAUGAAUUUAAGGACAUAUGUUAUUUUGUUUUUGAAGAAACAUGUUGUAUGUGAUUCCAUGUAAAAUAUGAGUGUAUUGCACUCUGUAAAUAUGUACCACUAUGGACUAUAUGUAAAUGAUUACCGUGUAUGUGGAAGUGACUGAGACCACAAGUGGAUAUAGUAGUAAAAAUAUUUCCUUUGUUGUGUUUGCCCAUGAAACAUGUUAUGAGUAGAUGCUAUUGUGCAUAUGCAUAUUUAUAUAUCUCUGACUGAGCCAAUGUAAUACCAUGCUGAGAAGAGAUUCUUGACUGUAAGGUGCUUCUCCUGUUGCUA